CGGCGCGUGGACCGUGGUCUACGCCGCGCGCGUGCACACGGCUCCGGCUUCCGGCGGCGGCGACGGCGCGUGGAGCUCGCGAGCCAUGUCGUGGCUCUUCGGCAUCAAGGGCCCCAAGGGCGAAGGCGCGGGGCCGCCGCUUCCCCUGCCGCCCGUGCAGCCCGGGGCCGAGGACGGCGGGGACCGCGGCACGGGGGACCGGCCUGCGCCCAAGGACAGAUGGAGCAACUUCGACCCGACGGGCCUGGAGCGCGCGGCCAAGGCGGCACGCGAGCUGGAGCACUCGCGACACGCCAAGGAGGCGCUGAGUCUGGCACAGAUGCAGGAGCAGACGCUUCAGCUGGAACAUCAGGCCAAGCUCAAGGAGUAUGAGGCCGCCGUGGAGCAGCUGAAGGGCGAGCAGAUCCGUGUGCAGGCCGAGGAGCGGAGGAAGACCCUGAGUGAGGAGACGCGGCAGCACCAGGCCAGGGCCCAGUACCAGGACAAGCUGUCCCGGCAGCGCUACGAGGACCAGCUGAAGCAGCAGCAACUUCUCAACGAGGAGAGCUUACGGAAGCAGGAGGCGUCCGUGCAGAAGCAGGAGGCCCUGCGGCGAGCCACCGUGGAGCGGGAGAUGGAGCUUCGGCACAAGAACGAGCUGCUGCGGGUGGAGGCCGAGGCGCGUGCCCGGGCCAAGGCUGAGCGCGACAACGCUGACAUCACCCGCGAGCAGAUCCGCCUGAAGGCUGCUGAGCGCCGCCAGACCAUCCUGGAGUCCAUCAGGACGGCGGGCACCGUGUUUGGUGAAGGCUUCCAUGCCUUUGUGACAGACUGGGACAAAGUGACAGCCACGGUGGCUGGGCUGACGCUGCUGGCCGCUGGCAUCUAUUCCGCCAAGAACGCCACGUCGACCAUAGGGCGCUAUGUGGAGACCCGGCUGGGGAAGCCGUCCCUGGUGCGGGAGACCUCUCGAAUCACGGUGCUGGAGCUGCUGAGGCACCCCGUGCAGGUCAGCAGGCGACUCCUCAGUAAGCCUCAGGACGCAUUGGAGGGCGUCGUCCUCAGCCCCAGCCUGGAGGCUCGCGUGCGGGACAUCGCCAUUGCCACGAGGAACACCAAGAAGAACAGGAGUGUCUACCGGAAUAUCCUGAUGUAUGGACCACCUGGGACUGGCAAGACACUGUUUGCCAAGAGACUCGCGCUGCACUCAGGCAUGGACUACGCCAUCAUGACGGGUGGGGAUGUGGCCCCCAUGGGGCGGGACGGCGUGACCGCCAUGCACAAGGUCUUCGACUGGGCCAGCACCAGCCGGCGAGGCCUCCUGCUCUUCGUGGACGAAGCAGAUGCCUUUCUCAGGAAGCGAGCGACCGAGAAGAUCAGCGAGGACCUCAGGGCCACCCUGAACGCGUUCCUGCACCGGACGGGCCAGCACAGCAGCAAGUUCAUGCUGGUCCUGGCCACCAACCAGCCCGAGCAGCUUGACUGGGCCAUCAAUGACCGCAUCGGCGAGAUGGUCGGCUUCGACCUGCCACGGCGGGAGGAGCGGGAGCGCCUGGUGAGAAUGUAUUUUGACAAGUAUGUUCUUAAACCAGCCACAGAAGGAAAGCAGCGCUUGAAGCUGGCCCAGUUUGACUACGGGAAGAAGUGCUCAGAGAUCGCACAGCUGACGGAGGGCAUGUCGGGCCGGGAGAUCUCCCAGCUUGCUGUGGCGUGGCAGGUUCACAGAAAAGUCGCAAGGCUAGCACAGCUCCCUCCACACUGUGGCCAUCUCACCACAUCCCUCGAUUCCACCUCAGACGUGAUCUCUCCCAGAACCCACCCAAAUGCCCAUGACGUUCAGCCCUCCUGUCUCAGGCUUCUCGGGGCUGUGACAGUUCUCAGACGUCCCUUGUUUCUGACGAUCCCGGCAGUUUUGAGGAGUGCUGCAGGACGUCCCUUGCUGGGUCUGUCUGAUAGCUUUCUCAUGAGUGGACUGGGAUUGUUGUGGGUUUUUGGAGGAGACCAGAGGUGAGGGCCCCUUCCAGCCACGUUGUAUCAGGGGGCCCCAGACAGCCACACGACAUCACAGGGAUGUUGGCCUGGAUCCCCUGGUUACCGUGGUGCCCACCUGGCUUCUCCGUGGUAAAGUUGCUGCACACCCUCUCCCUGCCCCUCCCCACCAGGGACCCCCUCUGGCUGCCACCCCACCUCCUCAGCUGCUUUGCAGAACCCGUGCUUCUCACGGGAGGCCUCAGGGACGGCCCCUCCCUCCACAGCUUCAGCCAGGCGCUGAGGACAGCCGUGUCCCGUGGACGGGGCCAGCCAGGGGGAGCAAAGUGACGGGUCAUCUCGGAGGGUGGGAGCUUGCUCCCUGCUGAGGGACCUGGAGAGAAACAGCUGGACUGGCUUGGGCUCCCUGCUCGGUGGAUGCUUAGUGCACGUGUCAGAGCCACGGGCUGGGUGACAGGAAGCAGAUGGGGCACUGGGUCACCCAGGAGGCGCUCAGCCUGGCCACAGGUCACCUGCCUUGGCAGCUGAAGUGCUGUGGACCACAGUGGGGCCCGGUGAGCCGAACUUUGGUUCCCCUGCCCACGUGCACAGCCGGGGAGCCUGGGCAGCGCGGGUGCGGAGCGCCGUGGGCGGCCUGGACUGCAGCAGCCCGCGGUUCUGGGAGAACCAUCUGCAGACAGUGGGGCCCCGGGUGCUCUGCGUGGAGGGCAGUUUGGCUGCGGGGGCUCUGCCUCUCCUCUGUGUCUGCGUGGCCUGUGGUUCUGUAGGCUGCUCCCUGGCCUGGAGCGCAGCCCUGCUGUCCCCGGGGCAGGGCCCUCCGGUCUGCGGUUGGGGGCUGGGCUGCUCCCUGACAGCGGGCCUCUGGGUUUCUCUUCUUCGAAAGUCACUGAGAAAGCCAGCGAGCAGGCAGCCCUGGCGCCAGCCGGGGACGCGGGCAGGGCCCCGGGUGUUGCAGGGAUGGCGGCUGCUCUGGGCUGCAGGGUCGCCUGUGAGCACGUGUGUGCCGCCACAUGUCGGCGUGCACCUGCGCAGCCAGUCCCCUCCUGCAGCUGAGCGCAGGCCCGGGAGAGCAGCCCACGCUUUGCCCCCACCUGCCCCUGCCCCAGAGGAGUUGGGUUCUGGAGGGCGUCUCCACGGUGGGCGGCAAGUGCGGCAAGGAUGGGGCUGUCCAGGCUGCCUUGUCCCCGCGUCAGGCCCUGGCCUACACGGGUGAGUGGUGACUGGUGGACCCUGAGAAGCCUCAGGCUGAGGCCCUUCCCCCACGCGGGCAGCCCCUCUGCUGCCUUGCCUCAGUGCUCUCUUCCCC
Physeter macrocephalus (sperm whale) is the source of this 3274-nucleotide messenger RNA. Its product is annotated as ATPase family AAA domain-containing protein 3. Lineage: Eukaryota; Metazoa; Chordata; Mammalia; Artiodactyla; Physeteridae. Gene Ontology annotation, molecular function: ATP binding; zinc ion binding; ATP hydrolysis activity. Gene Ontology annotation, biological process: mitochondrion organization. The record is from RefSeq and is a predicted model, not a curated record. The transcript is spliced from 16 exons. Gene Ontology annotation, cellular component: mitochondrion. The coding region runs from base 86 to 1990 and encodes 634 amino acids.